Macrosiphum euphorbiae (potato aphid) is the source of this 246-nucleotide messenger RNA. The record is from the annotation of a GenBank genome assembly. Lineage: Eukaryota; Metazoa; Arthropoda; Insecta; Hemiptera; Aphididae.
AUGUCCAAGGUUGACAACCCAGGCACUCCUACUGAAGGUUACUACUACUUGCCACCCCAUGCUGUGGUUAAAGAAUCAAGUACAACUCCUAAGAUGCGGGUAGUAUUUGACGGUUCUGCUAAGUCAACCACAGGAAAAUCACUCAAUGACACUUUAGCUCCAAGCCCAACCACCCAACCAGAACUGUUUGACAUUUUGCUUCAUGCAUCUUGCGAAGCCAUAAAGUUGUUAUCACAGCAGAUGUGA